UAUAUAUCUGGUAUAAUUUAGAGGACGCAGCCACUAUACAUGCUAUCUCACUCACAGCCAACUAUAGGUGCCGUUGAAAGCAUCAAACGCAUCGCGCGUCAUUGUACAGUGGACCGUAAAGAAGAACACUUGUGUUUGUGUCAGGUGAGCAUGGGAAGCCAGCUGUGGACCAUCGGGCGAUUCCUGGAUGCGGAACUCCGAACUCCCACACGUCCCAUUUCAUGUAAGGUACACCGGGUGAAUUCAUUAGGUUAUGGAACCGUAGUGAUUUCUAUAGCCAAAGGAUCACCAAAGGGUCAGAGAACCCCUGGAUUAUCACCAUUUCCUGGACGUCCAGGUCAAAAUCCAUCGUUCCCUGGACCAUCUCCACUACAAUUUCCAUACCCACCAUUUCCAGAAUUUCCAGGCCUAAUACCACCUGGUCAAGGUCCACUCGGUCAGAGACCACCAUGGCAAGGUCAAGGACCACCUUGGCAAGGUCCACCAGAUCAAGGACCACAAGGGCGAAACCCCCCGGGUCAGGGACCAUCUGAUCAAGGACCACUAUGGCAAGGUCCACCAGGUCAAGGAUCACCAGGGCCAAUACCCCCGGGUCAGGGACCACAAUGGCAAAGUCCACCAGGUCAAGGGUCAUCAGGGCAAAUACCCACGGGUCAGGGACAACCAGUUCAAAGACCCCCUGGUCAAGGUUCAUCAGGUCAGGAACCAACGGGUCAGCGACCACCAGAACAAGGAUCAGCAGGACAGGGAUCAUCGGGUGAAGUGACUCAAGAUUUUGUGCAAUUUGAAAACACUCCUGAUAACCUUGAUCGUUUGAGGCAUAUACAACCCGGUGAGCUGGUGGAGGAACUGAGUGGCCAGGUCGAAGGGGAUAUGGUUUUAACCGAGGAGCAGUACAGUAUACGAGAAGAGAACAAGGUAUUGCCGUACGAAAAAUAUCUCUGGCCGGAUGCUGUCGUAUAUUACGAGAUCGAGAAAAGCCAUUUCAGCGAUAGUCAGAUCGGCUUCAUUCUUAAAGCAAUGAAGAAGAUCGAGCGGCUCAGCUGCGUGCUUUUUAAGCAGCGCAAUCAGAAUCAGAAGGAUUACGUCCGCAUUCACGGUUCCAAACCCGGCUGUUUCUCCAAUUUAGGCCGCGUUGGAGGACAGCAGCAGCUCAACUUGCAUCCAGCGCCCGUCGGAACAAGAUGCUUCAAGAUCGGCACGAUCAUACACGAGUUGUUUCACGUGCUCGGAUUCAUCCACAUGCAAAGUGCGAAGGAUCGGGAUAAUUGGCUGUUGAUCAUGUGGAAGAACAUCCAACCGGGCUACGUGAAUGCAUUCAAAAAGUUCGAAGCAGGGCAGAGUUUCCGAACACAGUACGACUACGGCAGUGUGAUGCACUAUGGUACGAAGGCGUUCGGCGAUGGGCGCAUCACUUUAAUGCCGAAAAAGAAAACCAGUAAAACAAUUGGCCAACGAAUUGGAAUGAGCCAAUCAGACGUUACCAGAUUGAAUAGAAUGUACGAUUGUUGGGUAGGUUACGAGGAGGAGUUUAAUUGGGACUCAUAGUAUAGCCCGGAGUCAUGUUCCUUGCUGUUGCCCACACACAGUUUCUAUCGAAUGUUUCGCAAAUUUCGGGCAAUCGCAAACAAAGUUUUUUUUUAUGGUGUGUCACAAUAAACCAUGAAAAUGUUAACGAAUAAUAUAUUCAACUAGGUCAUUUUCUGAAGAUUCAAAUAUCGUUAUAAAACAGAAAAAAAUAUUUAAUGUCUUCUAAACUAUUGUGUCCUAAUUCUAUGCUGAUUGGUCAUAUCAAUACAAAAAUAUGGAAUU
Molecule: messenger RNA, 1812 nt
Organism: Uranotaenia lowii
Lineage: Eukaryota; Metazoa; Arthropoda; Insecta; Diptera; Culicidae
Product: astacin-like metalloendopeptidase
Exons: 4
Coding region: 40-1548 (502 amino acids)
Biological process (GO): proteolysis
Molecular function (GO): zinc ion binding; metalloendopeptidase activity
Source: RefSeq, a predicted model, not a curated record